AUGAGCCAGCAAUCUCCUGCGGCAUCUUCGUUGCUUAGCUUCGGAGACGAGUCCUACAGCGUUCCUAUUACGACUGGAGAAUAUGGUCAGACGGGGAGAGGAUCUCUCGCUGAGGGUUUACUGAAACGACGACUUGGAGAUGAUGCUGUCAAGUCUGAAAGUAGUCAUCUAUCAGUAGCGUCACAGACGAUUCGAGUGGAGCUCCCUCCCACUGAGCCUGGCCGACUUCGCUUGCUCGGCGGAGUCUCAGCUUCCUUUGAGCCAGGGACACUGACUGCACUGAUGGGAUCUUUUGGGGCAGGUGGGCAUAUCAUGGGCGACAUAAGCAUCAAUGGGAAACCCAAAACUGAUGCAAUGUGGAAGUCUGUUGCCGGCUAUUGCGAACAGGUGGACCUGCACAACCCGGCUUUGACUGUACGGGAGUCCCUCAUCUUUGCCGCAAGGUUGCGUUUGCAGCCUUUUGACAUGUCAGACGAGGCCAAAGUUCCCUAUGCAACGCACCUUUUGUCACUCUUGGAUAUUGAAGAAUUCGCGGACAUGCUCGUUGAGCUUAGUGCAAACCCCGCGGUCCUCUUUGCUGACGAGCCCACGAGUGGCCUCGACUCCCUUAGUGCCUCAGUUGUAGUUGCUUCGCUAGAGAAGGCAGCAAAACAGGAGGGACUUACCAUCGUUUGUACAAUACAUCAACCUUCAAGGUCAGUUUUCGAGGCAUUUGAUAAUCUACUUCUCUUGCGGAAGGGAGGAGUCUGUGUAUACAACGGACCCAUCAAAGGCUUGCAAGCACACAUGACAUCAGCUCCGAACGGAGAGAAGUAUCUCGUGCCUGAAGGUGCGAACCCUGCUGAUCAUACACUAGACGUCUUCUGCGGUCCUGGAGGCAUUGAUGUUGACUGGUCUGAGCUCUAUGAGAAGUCUGACAUGGCUGUGAAGGUCAACGAGGACCACGAUGUUGUGGCCGCGACACGAGGGGCAAUCGCUGUUUCAACGAUUCCGCAAAGCUUCCUCGCAGAGUUGUUCAUCGAAAUCCAGAGGGAACUGUUUGUGAUGUGGCGCACCCCUACCAGUAGCUCGGGUGCACCCCAAAAUGUCGUUGGAAGCAUUUUCUUUUUCAAUAAUAUCGCGACGGUGCCUCUGCUCUCGUCCAUGAUUCCCUUGAUCAAAUCUCGUGCUGUCUUUUACCGAGAAUUGGCCUCGGGCACAUACCGGCGAGCUGUAUACGGAAUUGCGGUACAAGUCGCUGAGAUCCCAUUCAACCUUGGCGCCGCUCUCUUGUCCUUCAUCCUGAUCUAUUUCAUGGUUGGAUUGAAUAUGGAAGGCGAGAGAGUCAUCUACUUCUUCCUCAUGGCCUUGGUAUCGUAUUGGUUCCUCCCAGCGUUUGGCCAACUCCUUGCCUUUGUUUCUCCGAACACUGGAGUUGCUGUGGCCUUUGGAUCCUUGGUGAUGACGCUGUUUACCCUUGCAAUGGGGUUCCUCAUGUAA
This is a messenger RNA of Seminavis robusta, 1479 nucleotides long. Lineage: Eukaryota; Bacillariophyta; Bacillariophyceae; Naviculales; Naviculaceae. The record is from the annotation of a GenBank genome assembly.